CAGAGUUUAUUAGUUGAGUCGACGUUCCUAUGUUAUUGGCAGGAGAUAAUCAAGUUGGAAAGGUCAAGGGAAGUUACAGAUUAAAAAAUGGCCAGAAGUGCAGAAGCCGAGGUGGAAAAGAUGAAGGCAUUGGAGGAACGUAUAAAGGCUCCAUCGAUUUGGGGCAGAGUGCCUUGUGGCAUACGCUUCGAGGAUUUACUAGAUAGAAGAUAUGAAGAUGCUGUUAGACUGCUGAAGAAACACUAUUUGACUGAAGAGAUCACCUACAGAUCGGUGAAGAUAGCUGAUGAUAAGGAAGGUACAGACGAGUUUAUUCACCACGCUCGUGUUUGGAUGAAAGAUAAGAUGUCCAUAGCCGCAGUGAAGGAAGGCACGGACCAGCUGGUUGGUGUGAUGAUCAUGAGGAUACAGGAGAAACAAGCGUUCUCCCGAACAUUCAGCCGUGUGAAGAUCACGUAUAACCCUCUGUACUCGACUGUGGUAACUUUCAAUAGGGAAGUGGAGAAACCAGUCAAUGUGUUUGAUAAACUGGGAGUGAGGAGGUACUUCAAGAUAUACGUACUGGCACUUAAGGCGAGGUACCGGCAUAGGGGUAUAGCAAAAGAAAUGCUAAAAGCAGCUAUCAACCUGAGCACAAGCGCGAGCGUGCCCGCGAUAUCAGGCCUGUUCGGCACGGGCCGGGGCCAGCAGAUCGCGGAGGAACUCGGCUUUGAGAAGUUCAACGAGAUAUACUAUGUGCGGUAUCUUAUUGAUGAUCAGAUAGUAUUCUGGGACACCGGGCUUGGUAACUAUGGAAUGGCACUCAUGGGCUACCGCAUACCAUCCGUCGAAGAGCCUGAAGAGAUUCGACCUCAAGCUUCUUCCAGAUUCAAUGUGCAAGUCGCUGAUGAUGAACAGGAGACUUGAUUAAAAAAAUGUAACCUUUUUU
Messenger RNA from Colias croceus (clouded yellow), 928 nucleotides. RefSeq lists its product as uncharacterized. The transcript has 6 exons. Gene Ontology annotation, molecular function: N-acetyltransferase activity. The coding region runs from base 88 to 906 and encodes 272 amino acids. Lineage: Eukaryota; Metazoa; Arthropoda; Insecta; Lepidoptera; Pieridae. The record is from RefSeq and is a predicted model, not a curated record.